This is a messenger RNA of Musa acuminata subsp. malaccensis (wild Malaysian banana), 891 nucleotides long. Its product is annotated as CASP-like protein 4B4. Lineage: Eukaryota; Viridiplantae; Streptophyta; Magnoliopsida; Zingiberales; Musaceae. The record is from RefSeq and is a predicted model, not a curated record.
UGCUUCUCCUCACCGCUUCUCGCCAUUUCUAUCGGGAAGACCCAUGGCUGCCGACGCCGACGCCGACGAACCGACCCCGACGGCCCCCGCGGCGGAUCCCGACCUCGAGAAGGCCGCGCCGGGCGCCGCCGCUCACCCCUCCGCCCCAGCGGCCGACGAGGGCGGCACGGUGGUGAGGACGGUUUUGGCGAGGUGGAGGAGGGAGGACCUGUUGGAGAGGAGUAUCCUGGUGCUCCGCGCCCUCGUGCUCUUUUUCUCCCUCCUCGCCGCCGUCAUCGUGGCCUCCAACAAGCACGGCGACUGGAAGGACUUCGAUCUCUACCAGGAGUACAGGUACUUGUUGGGUAUCUCCUUGCUCGCGUUCUUGUACUCGAUGGGUCAGCUAUGGCGGCAGGCGCGCCGGUUCAGCACGGGGAAGGAUUUGGUGCCGAGAAACUAUUCAGGGAUCGUUGAUUUCGCCGGAGAUCAGGUGACGGCUUACCUGUUGAUAUCGGCACUGUCUGCAGCCAUUCCCCUUACUAAUCGCAUGAGAGAAGGGUCAGAUAACAUUUUCACAGAUUCUUCGUGUGCUUCGAUCAGCAUGGCCUUCUUCGCCUUUGUAUCGAGUGCAUUAUCUGCUUUGAUAUCCGGGUUCAAGCUUUCUAAGCAAACUUACAUAUGAACAUACCCUCUUGAUGUGAAUACCCCUCUAUGCUUGUGUUGUAUGUUCCUCUUAGAAUGCCAUACUCAGUAUAUUGCUUCAUUCUGGUGCCACCUCAAUGUUCCUUGAAGAUUGUUUGUUUGAGUGUAACAAUUGGGGAGGGACCAUUCUUUUUAUUUGUUUGUUGAUGAUGUUCAUUAUUUGUAAUAUUUGUAUUUAUAUUGCAAUAUUCAGCAUGUACUUCUUCAAUU